Messenger RNA from Scaptodrosophila lebanonensis, 3715 nucleotides. It is a transcript of the gene aPKC, whose product is annotated as atypical protein kinase C. The record is from RefSeq and is a predicted model, not a curated record. Gene Ontology annotation, molecular function: protein binding; protein serine/threonine kinase activity; ATP binding. Bases 457 to 3447 code for a protein of 996 amino acids. The transcript has 9 exons. Gene Ontology annotation, biological process: establishment or maintenance of cell polarity; protein phosphorylation. NCBI's taxonomy places the organism in Eukaryota, Metazoa, Arthropoda, Insecta, Diptera, Drosophilidae.
CACAGCGAGCAGCCGUUGUCGACGUCGUUGUCGUCGUCGUCGUCGGACUGCUUCGUACACUCGCGCCGUAGCUUCUCGCCCGUAAGGAAGUGCUGUGCGGAUAAUUUUCGAAGUUACGCUUCAGUCGCUGUGUAACGCGUCGCGCGCAGCAAAUUUACCCAAAAUUAUACACAUACAGGCCAUCAGAGCCAGUCAAAUACAUAUAUCUAGUAUAUCAGCUUUACUUCAUAUUGUAUACUUAUUCAACGGCUUCACGAAAUUUUGCGAGGUGCGUUGUCAAGACUUUCCACUGUGUAUGCAAAUUUGCGGCAAUUAAACGAAACGAAACGAAACAGCCAGCAGCAAUUGUGCCUAGAAACUUCAAAGUAAACCAAUUCAAAAAACCAAAGCAGUAGCAACUACAACAACAACAAAAAACAACGACAACAGCAACUGAAGUUUAAACAAAACUUGAAGAUGGCCUGGGGCUACUGGUCGGCCACAACUGUAGAUCGCGGCCGUUCGCCACGACGUCUAACGCAGUGCACGCCAUUGCCGGUGCAAUUAGUGCAGCAGCAGGAUGAGGAGGAGGAGCAGCAACAGCAGCAGCAGCAGCAAUCACAACCGCAGCAGCAACAACAACAAACGCAAACGCAGCAGCAGCAGCAGCAGCAAGGAGACGGCAGUGGCGGCGGAGGGGAAACUCUCUGCUACAGUCCCAGUUGCCGGUCGCGCUGCUCAAGUCCUUGUCCGGGCUCUCCAUGCGGCUCCAUAACACCGCCACCGCCACCGUUGCUCACUUCAUCGCAGCAACAUCUGCAUCAGCAUUCCAAUAAGAAUUGUCCAGCGGCUCAACAGCUGCUCUCACAUUUGGACAGCUAUGCGGCACGACGGCAAUCGCUGGAUCAGCUGGAUAGUCCGCAGGUAGGCGGCAUCAGUAACCUAGCAGAGCAACAGCAACUCAGUGAACUUUGCCUUUGCUCUCUCCCGCACCAGCAGUCCAAGUACUUCGACAUUCAGGCCAAUCAGCUGUCGGACAUCAUGUGCCGGGGUGCGGUGGUAAGCUCUAUUCAGUCGGCCAAUAACACCCUGACUCGGGGUGUCUCUCUGCACAGUCGCAGCGGCAGCGCUCACGGCAGCGUUCAUGGAGGCAGUCAUCAUGGCAGCCAUCACAGCCACAGCCAUCAUGGGAGUGCGCACGGAUCUUUGGGCUGUUUGCAAAGUGGCGGCGGAGUCGGUAGCACUGGCAGCAUUGGCAUCCUCUCGACCGGACACAUCGAUACCGGCGACUAUGAUGUGCCACAUCCUCAUCCCUAUACGCAUCAUUAUAUGCAGACUACGGCUUCGGUGACGCCACCGCAUGCCACCUUAAGUCGUCCGGGUUCGGCAGGCGCCGUUUGCACGGGUCACGAUUCCGGCUCGGAUUCCAGUCAGGGCUGCGGCGGCUCCAUCAUGGGUGGCAUGUUAGCCAUGCAUGGCUUGGGAGGCGCAGCUCCCGGCCAUAUGGGCAGCCUGGGGCACCACAGUACGGGCAGCGGUUCGCUGGGACGCUGCUCCAGUCGUUGUCACAAUACGAACACGACCACAACUGAUGAUUCCGGCGGCGGCAGCAGCGGUGGAGGCGGCGGCAUACUCAUGGACUAUCAUCAUAGUCAGGGCCGUGGCAGUGUAGGAGGUGGCGGCGUCAGCAUUGGCCAUCACAGCGGCAGUGCAGGCAGUGGAUUGAAUGGCUGUGGUGCCGGCAGCGGCAGUAUUGGUGGCCGCAGCAGCGUUUUGGGCACCAUACACAACGGCCAUGGGCAUCACCAUCAGCAGUACCAUCACGAGUGCAUCCACUAUGAGAGACUGCCCAUACCAGUGCCCAUACCAACGGUACCCAUGACCGCUGUUCAACAGCAACAGCUGCCGGUGCAGCAUCAUCUACAGUCGGAGGAGGAGAUCGAACCGGCAUAUGCGACAGUAUUCCCCAAUGUUCCUCAAGCGCCUGGUUUGUCCUGCGAUGGCGAAGAUCGCAGCAUCUAUAGACGUGGCGCGCGCCGUUGGCGAAAAUUGUAUCGCGUCAAUGGUCACAUUUUCCAGGCCAAGCGCUUCAAUCGUCGCGCCUUCUGUGCCUAUUGCCAGGAUCGCAUCUGGGGACUGGGUCGUCAGGGUUUCAAGUGCAUACAAUGCAAGCUGUUGGUACACAAAAAGUGUCACAAGUUGGUGCAAAAGCACUGCACCGAUCAGCCGGAGCCGCUGAUCAAGGAUCGCGCUGAGGAGACCAGUGAUCCGAUGCCCGUUCCUUUACCGCCGCUGCCUUACGAAACGGUUGGCAGCAGCAGCGUCGGUGGCGAUGCUUGUGAAACGCACGAGCACACGCACAUUGUGGCGCCACCGCCGCCCGAGGACCCCCUAGAGCCGGGCACACAGCGUCAGUAUUCGCUCAGUGACUUCGAGCUGAUACGCGUCAUCGGACGCGGCAGCUACGCCAAAGUGCUGAUGGUCGAGUUGCGGCGGACACGUCGCAUCUAUGCCAUGAAGGUGAUCAAAAAGGCGUUGGUCACAGACGACGAGGACAUUGACUGGGUGCAGACGGAGAAGCAUGUGUUUGAGACGGCGUCGAAUCAUCCGUUUUUGGUCGGCUUGCACUCCUGCUUCCAGACCCCUUCACGUCUCUUCUUUGUUAUUGAGUUUGUGCGCGGUGGCGACUUGAUGUACCACAUGCAACGACAGCGGCGACUGCCUGAGGAGCAUGCCCGCUUCUAUGCUGCGGAGAUAAGCUUGGCGCUGAACUUCUUGCACGAGAAGGGCAUUAUUUAUCGGGACUUGAAGCUCGACAACGUGCUGCUGGACCACGAGGGUCAUAUCAAGUUAACCGAUUAUGGUAUGUGCAAGGAAGGCAUUAGACCGGGCGAUACUACGUCCACGUUUUGUGGCACGCCCAAUUAUAUUGCGCCCGAGAUAUUGCGCGGCGAGGAUUAUGGAUUCUCAGUCGACUGGUGGGCGCUGGGGGUGUUGCUCUAUGAAAUGCUGGCUGGACGCAGUCCAUUUGACAUAGCCGGCGCAUCUGAAAACCCGGAUCAGAAUACCGAGGACUAUCUGUUCCAAGUGAUUCUGGAGAAAACUAUACGUAUACCGCGCUCUUUGAGUGUGAAGGCCGCCUCAGUGCUCAAAGGUUUCCUCAACAAGAAUCCGGCAGAUCGUUUGGGCUGCCAUCGUGAAUCUGCCUUCAUGGAUAUUGUCAAUCAUCCAUUCUUCAAAGUCAUCGACUGGGAAAUGAUUGCACAGAAGGAGGUACAACCGCCUUAUAUUCCAACCCUUGAUCCUGGCGAUCCAUAUAUGACUACAAACUUUGACGUUCAAUUUACCAGAGAACCGGCUGAAUUGACGCCAGAUGAUCCCCAUGUCAUUGAUAGCAUCGAUCAAUCGGAGUUCGAAGGCUUUGAGUAUGUGAACCCAUUGCUGAUGUCUUUGGAGGAUUGCGUCUGACAUCACGAGACGUGUGAUCUGCAUCCGUAUAAUAUGCGUCUUUAUGGUGAGGACUCCAGUGAUUAUGAUUCUGUGGCCGAUGAUUUGAGCAUCUUGCAUUUGAAUAGCGCGAGUGCCGCUCCCAAUACCAAUAAUAAUCUAAGCCAGCAGCUAUAUCGCCAGCAGCAGCAACAGCCGCAGCAGCAAUUUCAUUCGCAUCAGCAUCAACAGCAACAACUGCAGUCAGCAGCAGCAGCAGCUAUGGCUUAUCCACAGCAGCAGCAACAAC